This is a messenger RNA of Peromyscus maniculatus bairdii (prairie deer mouse), 1505 nucleotides long. The record is from RefSeq and is a predicted model, not a curated record. NCBI's taxonomy places the organism in Eukaryota, Metazoa, Chordata, Mammalia, Rodentia, Cricetidae.
UAUUUCCUACUCAAAUACAAGAAUUCAGGGACUUUGCAACGAGCCCGCUUCCACGUACAGGGAAGCUUUGAUCGACGUUCAGAAGUCACCGAAACCUUCAGAACGCUCUGGGGGCACCGCGCAGGACGUCUCCAUACGAGGGCAGUGACCAUUUUGUUUCAGUGAAAGAGGACGAACACUCUAAUCCCAGAACAAAUGCGAAGACGAUUUUGACAGGUGAGGACGCCACAUCCGCGUUCCCCAAAGGACCAGUAGUCUUGCAGGGGAUCCGUAGGGCACCUACGCACCGGCGCGCUAACGCCCCGCCUUAAGGGUGAAGUCAGUUCGUGAGGGCGGAAGUGCGCCCGCCCGGAAGCUGGAGGGUGGAGCGAUGGGAAUGACGCGCAGGAGCGCCAAUGGAGUGCCGCGGCGGGCUUGUUGUCUUACCCCGGUGGGUAAGGGCUAACGGUUUCCGGUAGUGGUAGCCCCCCGAGAGGUGGGAGCAAAGAGGCGGGGACGCGUCCCGAAAGCCCGGACCCCUGCAGCGCCUGCGAGAUGAUGGGCUACGAGGCGUCCGAGUUGGAGUCUAUGGAGGGCGAAGAGGCCGUGGAGGCCCCGGGGCCAGCCCCGGAGCCGCGAGCCCCGGAGCCGCGAGCCCCCGAGCCGGAGCCCGAGCCGGGCUUGGACUUGAGCCUGAGUCCGAGCCCGUUGCCCGAGAGUCCGGAGCGGCGGGGCGGCAGCCCGGGACGGCGGAAGGGGCGUCGGGGCGGCAGCCGGAGGGGGCGGCAGGUUCGUUUUCACCUGGCGCCGGCCUCCCCGGUGCGGUCCGAGCCGCUGCUCGCCUCCGGUGCACCGAACGACGAUUCCGCGGCACCGCACGAGCUGGAGGCGCCGGCCCUGCAGAGCAGCCUGGCUUUGAGUCUGGAGCUGCAGCAUGCGCGCGCCGCCGUCGCCAGCGGCCAGUUUGAUGCCUCGAAGGCGGUGGAGGAGCAGCUGAGAAAGUCGUUCCAGACCCGCUGCGUCCUGGAGGAGACCGUGGCGGAGGGCUUGAACGUGCCGCGCUCUAAGCGACUCUACCGAGACCUAGUGAGUCUGCAGGUGCCGGAGGAGCAGGUUCUGAACGCGGCGCUGAGGGAGAAGUUGGCGAUGCUGCCGUCGCAGCCCCGAGCCCCGCCCCCGAAGGUGAAGGAAGGGAUCGGGGACCUGGCUUCCUCCCCCGGGCUCUCUUCCUCAAUCCGGAAUGUAACCUUGCAUUGGGCCUCACCUUCCCCACAGGAGGUGCUCGGGCAGGGGCCAGACAUGACCAUGCUGUGCAACCCAGACUCGCUCUGUUACGAAUCUCCGCACUUGACAGUGGACGGGCUGCCCCCGUUAAGGCUUCAAGCCCGGCCCCGCCCUUCAGAAGAUACCUUUCUCAUGCAUCGGAUGCUGAGGCGCUGGGAAGCGUAGCCCCCACAACUCCCCGUAGUUGCCAGUCUGUACUUUCGUUAAAACUGUUUCAUCAUAGAAUAAAGUUUUUAUUUUUC